Molecule: messenger RNA, 7073 nt
Organism: Bombyx mori (domestic silkworm)
Lineage: Eukaryota; Metazoa; Arthropoda; Insecta; Lepidoptera; Bombycidae
Product: muscle calcium channel subunit alpha-1
Exons: 43
Coding region: 471-6134 (1887 amino acids)
Biological process (GO): calcium ion import across plasma membrane
Cellular component (GO): membrane; voltage-gated calcium channel complex
Molecular function (GO): high voltage-gated calcium channel activity
Source: RefSeq, a predicted model, not a curated record
ACCGAACACUUCCGACAGACGAUACGAAAAUUCAUAUUCAUUAUUUUAAUAAUACGAAAAAAAUCACAUUACGUCGCUAAAAUUCUAUGUCGUCGUCAUUGGCGUAUUGCGAGAAACGCUUUCAAGAUUGAAUCCGUAUCGAAUGUGAAUUAAUAAAGUUACCGUUUUGAAGUCAUCAAAGUGUUUCUUGUACUUGCAUUUGUGAAUCAAUGGUGAUGUGGGGUUCAGUUUUAGAUAUAGGAUCGUAUGUGAAAAAGAAUCGCAAAUUUUAUACGUAGUGUAGUGAAUAUUUAAUUAUAGAAUACAUUGGGGACCAACUUCCUUCAGAGAUAAUCCUACAAAAUCCUAUUCUAUUCCUUAGUGUAUAUGUGUGUUGAAACUUUUGCGUGCGAACAUGCUGUUGCACAGCGUAUGACAUUAGACGUUCGUGGUUGGGGAUCGAGACUGGGUAGAAAGAUAUAUAGGUCAGGAUGAACGCGAACGGAGAUUCUCAGGGCCUCGUGCCAGCUGCCCCCGCCACCACACCCACCGCCCCCCCCAUCACCACACCGCCUGCUCAUGUCGACGGCUCCUUACUUCCGAUCCCACCAGUCGCCCCUAGGAAACCAGUCCGCAGGGGAGCCAAGGCACAACCAGAGAGGCCGAAGAGAGCACUCUUCUGCUUGACGAUGAAAAAUCCUCUCAGAAAAGUCUGCGUUGACAUCGUGGAAUGGAAACCCUUCGAGUGGAUGAUCCUAACGACAAUAUUCGCGAACUGUAUCGCCUUGGCUGUCUACACGCCGUAUCCUGCCAGCGACUCCAAUUACACCAACUGGGUUCUGGAGAAAAUUGAAUACGUAUUCCUUGUGAUCUUCACCGGGGAAUGCGUGAUGAAGAUCAUCGCUUAUGGCUUCGUGAUGCAUCCAGGGUCUUACCUUAGAAACGGAUGGAAUUUGCUCGACUUCACUAUAGUGGUUAUCGGAAUGGUGAGCACAGUCCUGUCAAGCAUCUUCAAGGACUCUUUCGAUGUGAAAGCUCUACGAGCGUUCAGAGUACUUCGCCCACUCAGGCUGGUUUCUGGAGUACCGAGUCUGCAGAUCGUGCUGAAUUCUAUCUUAAAAGCGAUGGUCCCUCUCCUCCACAUAGCUUUACUUGUGAUAUUCGUCAUCAUCAUCUACGCCAUCAUCGGUCUCGAGCUGUUCUCCGGGAAGAUGCACAAGAGCUGCUUCAAUAAAUACACAGAUGAGAUAAUGGACAGUCCCCAUCCGUGUGACAACGACAAUGGCUUCAACUGCUCCUCCCUCGGCCCAGAGAUGGAGUGUCGCGAGGGCUGGCCUGGCCCUAACUUUGGCAUCACCAACUUUGAUAAUUUCGGUCUCUCCAUGCUAACCGUCUUCCAAUGCAUCACGCUCGAAGGGUGGACCGAUGUCAUGUAUAAUAUCCAAGACGCCAUGGGUAACAGCUGGGAAUGGAUUUACUUCGUUUCGAUGGUGAUUCUGGGAGCUUUCUUCGUGAUGAACCUGAUUCUCGGUGUGUUGUCCGGUGAGUUCUCUAAAGAAAGAGAGAAAGCGAAGAACCGAGGUGACUUCCAGAAGUUAAGAGAAAAGCAGCAGUUAGAAGAAGAUUUGAAAGGUUACCUAGAUUGGAUCACUCAAGCGGAAUACUUGGAGCCCGUGGACCAACAUGACAACAGCAAUCAGAAAGGAGAUUUCGGAGGACCGACACAGAACGAGCACGAUUCCACGGAUCAUCUCGGCGUAGAAACAGUUGAACCACAGAAAGUGUCGAUCUCAUGGAAAAAGGAUUUUGAUAAGGUGAACCGCCGCAUGAAAAGGGCCUGUCGAAAAGCGGUCAAAUCGCAAACAUUCUACUGGCUGAUCAUAGUUUUAGUCUUCCUGAACACGGUAGUGCUCGCCAGUGAACAUUAUCGGCAACCAGAGUGGCUGGACCAUUUCCAAGAAUACGGAAACGCGUUCUUCGUGGCUCUAUUCACUUUAGAAAUGUUAGUCAAAAUGUACAGCCUGGGAUUGCAAGGCUACUUCGUUUCACUAUUCAACCGUUUCGACUGCUUCGUCGUGAUCGGCUCCAUCAGCGAGAUGGUGCUGACGAAGAGCGAGGUGAUGCCUCCACUGGGCAUCUCCGUGCUGCGAUGCGUCAGGCUGCUUCGAGUCUUCAAGGUUACGAAAUAUUGGCGUUCACUGUCCAACCUUGUAGCGUCACUCCUCAACUCGAUCCAGUCAAUCGCAUCUCUACUUCUGUUACUGUUCCUGUUCAUCAUGAUCUUUGCACUCCUCGGGAUGCAAGUUUUUGGAGGGAAAUUCAACUACGACCCUGUGGAAGAAAAGGACAGGCACAAUUUCGAUUGCUUCUGGCAGGCAUUAUUGACUGUUUUUCAGAUCCUGACUGGUGAAGACUGGAACGCGGUUAUGUAUGAAGGUAUCAAGGCAUAUGGAGGCGCAGGCACGGUCGGAAUAGUAGCUUGUAUAUAUUUCAUCAUAUUGUUCAUUUGCGGCAACUAUAUUCUUCUCAAUGUGUUCUUGGCCAUUGCUGUUGACAACUUGGCGGAUGCUGAGUCGCUCACUAAUAUCGACAAGGAAGAGGGGGCUUGUGAAGAAAAGGAAGAGAGUAUGGUAGCUAUAGAAGGAGUUCAAGGUGAUACUGAUGAUGAAUACAUACAUGAUGAUGAAGCGUAUACCACUGAUAAUUCUGAAAGGGAAUAUGAAGAAACAGGGUCAGAAGGUGACCCGCAAGAUGAGAUCGAAGAAGAAGAAGAAGAAGAAUUAGAUGAGAACGAGUUAGAAGAUAGAGUCGAAGAGGAACAAGAAAGAGAUGAAGAUAUGGAAAUGAUGGAAGGACACCAGCGGAAUCAUAUAGUGAACACAGAGUUUGCGGAGGAGCAUCGUUUGAAACGCAAACCCACUACAUCAUCAGCUCGACCUCGCCGCCUCUCCGAGGUUGAUAUACACGACUCAAAGAAACCGAUACCCGAAGCGUCUUCCUUCUUCAUAUUUAGCAAAACAAACAGGUUUCGAGUUCUGUGCUACAAAUUGUCGUCUUCUUCGACAUUUGGAAAUAUAAUAUUGGUCUGUAUUAUGCUUUCGUCGGCCAUGUUGGCUGCUGAAGAUCCAUUGGAUGCAGUUCAGAGUGGAUUCAGAAACUGGUUACUCAGCCAAUUCGACGUGUUCUUCACUGGUAUAUUCACGCUGGAGCUGUUUCUGAAGCUGGUGACGUACGGGCUGAUCCUCCACCAGGGUGCCUUUCUGCGAUCCGCCUUCAACGUUCUCGACAUGCUGGUCGUUUGCGUAUCGCUUGUGUCUAUGAAUCUUAAGUCUGGUAGUAUAUCCGUGGUGAAAAUAUUACGAGUGUUCAGGGUGCUCAGACCGCUCAGGGCUAUCAACAGGGCGAAGGGUCUUAAGUAUGUGGUGAAAUGUGUGAUAGUAGCGAUUAAGACAAUAGGAAAUAUAAUGCUAGUUACAUAUUUAUUACAAUUUAUGUUCGCUGUGGUCGGUGUGCAAUUGUUUAAGGGUAAAUUUUUUAGAUGUAAUGAUAUUUCUAAGAUGACAAAAGAAGAAUGUCAGGGAACCUAUUUAGUAUUUGAGAAUCGUAAUUACGUUGUAAGAGACCGGGAAUGGAAACGCAACGACUUUCAUUUCGACAAUGUGAUGAAGGGAAUGCUUACUUUGUUCACUGUGUCGACGUUUGAAGGCUGGCCAGGGUUGCUGUAUGUUUCAAUAGAUUCAAAUGCGGAGGAUCGCGGUCCCAUAACUAACUUCCGUCCAAUUGUUGCAGCCUACUACAUUAUUUAUAUUAUUAUAAUUGCCUUCUUUAUGGUAAAUAUAUUCGUGGGUUUCGUCAUAGUGACAUUCCAAAACGAGGGUGAACAGGAAUACAAGAAUUGUGAACUAGACAAGAAUCAGAGAAACUGUAUUGAGUUUGCGUUGAAAGCAAAGCCGAUCAGAAGGUACAUUCCCAAGCACCGCAUUCAAUACAAAGUGUGGUGGUUCGUCACCUCACAGCCGUUUGAAUAUGCGAUCUUCGUCCUCAUCAUGAUCAACACCAUCACGUUAGCCAUGAAGUACCACAACCAGUCCAUCGAAUAUAGCAAGGCUUUGGACAUGCUCAAUAUGUUGUUCACGGCCGUUUUUGCCUUGGAGUUCAUAUUCAAACUAGCUGCGUUUAGAUUUAAGAACUACUUCGGGGACGCUUGGAACACCUUUGACUUCAUUAUAGUACUCGGAAGCAUCAUUGAUAUAGUCGUUUCGCAAGUAAACGAAUUGAAGAAUCAGGGAAGUGGCAUGCCCAGAAUACAUGUUGUAAAGGAGAGCUCAAUACCGUCGAUAAACUUCUUCCGUUUGUUUCGUGUGAUGAGACUCGUGAAGCUGCUGUCCAGGGGCGAAGGCAUCAGAACGUUGUUGUGGACCUUCAUAAAGUCGUUCCAAGCCCUCCCGUACGUCGCUCUGCUGAUACUGAUGCUGUUCUUCAUUUAUGCUGUUGUGGGCAUGCAGGUAUUCGGAAAGAUAGCAAUAGACGACAAUACUCCGAUCACAAGGAACAAUCACUUCCAGACAUUCCCGCAGGCUAUAUUAGUGUUAUUCAGAUCUGCCACAGGUGAAGCAUGGCAGGACAUCAUGAUGGGAGUGUCGCCAGACUCUGAGGUCAAGUGCGAUAAGAAUUACCACGAGGAAGUGGGAGAGGAUAGCGAAGGCACCUGUGGAAGUGUAUUAGCAUUCCCAUAUUUUAUAUCAUUUUAUGUGUUAUGUUCUUUUCUGAUUAUCAAUUUAUUCGUUGCGGUCAUUAUGGAUAACUUUGACUAUCUAACUAGAGAUUGGUCAAUAUUGGGACCACACCACUUAGAUGAAUUUAUAAGACUUUGGAGCGAAUAUGACCCUGACGCAAAGGGUAGAAUAAAACAUUUAGAUGUAGUUACUUUACUAAGAAAAAUAAGUCCGCCUUUGGGAUUCGGCAAGCUCUGUCCUCACCGCGUUGCCUGCAAACGACUAGUUUCCAUGAACAUGCCUCUCAAUUCAGAUGGCACUGUUCUCUUCAACGCUACACUGUUCGCCGUCGUCAGAACUUCAUUGAAGAUUAAAACGGAUGGUAACAUUGACGACUGCAACACAGAAUUAAGAGCAGUGAUAAAGAAAAUCUGGAAACGCACAUCACCAAAACUCCUGGACCAAGUAGUUCCUCCACCAGGCGACCCCAACGAGAUCACAGUCGGAAAGUUCUACGCCACCUUCCUAAUCCAAGACUACUUCAGGAGGUUCAAAAAGCGGAAAGAACAAGAAUUAAGGCAAAAUGAUGAGCAAACGCAUCAGAUGACGCUGCAAGCCGGAUUGAGGACUUUGCAUGAAGCCGGGCCGGAACUAAAGAGGGCUAUCUCUGGUAAUCUGGAUGAUAUAACGGCCGAGUUAGAUGUACCUAUGCAUAGGAGAAAUCACUCGCUGUUUGGAGGUGUCUGGUCAAGUAUACGACGGCACGGUCCUAACAGACAUCUUCAUAGACACAGAAAAGAGCCGCCGCCAGAGGCUGUUGGCAAUCAUUUAAGCUCCUUAAUGCAGAAAGAAUAUGGGGUUGGACCGUUGCCGCUGACACCCAAUUUGGCAAACGGACAACCAAAAGAACAGAUACCAAUGAGGCCUCUUAUACUAAACGGUGAAUCAGAAAAAAUAUAUCAAGUCUUAGACAACCAAAAGUCGAACUACCCCGAAAUGCUCGGGCAGAUCGGGCUCGCGUUCGGGUGCGUGAACUACUUGUCGGCGGCGGGAGGGAGCUCGCGACAACGCGUCCACCCAGAGGACGACGAGCGAGCGGAGACGAUCCAGCCGAAGAUAUCGCCGCUGCUGGCGAGCGCCUGCACUCCCACGACGGAGGCGCGCACGAUGACGCUGUACGGCUACAACGCGGCGGCGCGGUUACCGUUCGCGUUCUCUCACGGCGGACGCCGGUCGCUCCGCGCGUGUCGCACGGCGCCGGCGGUGGCAGGUCGGAUGGUGCGCAGCGCGUCAUCGGGCGCCGCGCCCCGCCUCGCCCCGCACGCCGCCGUGCCCCGCCCCCACCCAGGUCGCGCACGACCCCUUCCCUCCCUGCCUCUUCCGACCUUUUCUCUUAAACUCAACCUGAACGUCUGUUUCAAUCCUUUUUCAAUUUUCUAAAUUCAUUCCUUUAGCUGUGACGUUCUGAAUAAUAUGUCUAGCUACUACUUGUCUUAAAUGUUUAUAUUUUUUAUUUUUUUAAUUAACCUCCAAUUUGAUAUGAAUUGUUAUAAUUGUUUUUAGUUAAAAUUACGAGUUUUAACUGAGUAUAGCCUUUAUAUUCGAAAAUUGAUGUGCAUACUCUAAGUUUACAGGAAUGUUUCCGACUCAGCUUAUCCUAAUCCGGUAAAAAACAAAUCACAAAAGCAAAUCCACUCAAAGGCUUCUAUCGAUCUCAUACAAUUCGUCAUGAUAUUUCACCCGAAUUAUUACACUUCACGAUUUAUGCACAAGUUUGUUUCGAAUAAUCAAUUCGUUUAAAUGGGUUCAGAGUAAAGUUGAUGAUAUAGCUCUUCAAGGAUAUGAAGAAUGAAAGCAUUACAAAACUAACGGCACUGGAACUAAUCCACUUAAUGAGCAUGAUCACGUCAUCUCGAUCGCUAAUUACGCAAUUAGAAUAGAUGGAAAAUUAGAAGGCUUUUAGUAAAAACAGUUUUUGACUAACAUUUCGAAUGGUUUGCACAGAAUAUGAAUCGUUCAAAUACAUUCACGAUAACAUAUAACAAUAGUUAAAUAGUAAAUAUAAUAUCAUUGUAUUCAUCGCUUGAAUAGAGCGCGCGGCUUAAGGCUUUGGACCUAGUUCUUUAGAAAAAAUAUUUAUUAGACAUAUUUUAAACAUCUCAGUAAGUGAUACUCCUUAGAUAACUCCUCUUAAAUUCUGUAAAAUAGUAAAUACGCAGUCUUCAAAAUUAAUAUGGUUAAAAUUUAUUCAGAAAAAAAAAGAAAUACAGCAUAAUACUUCUAGAGAAAAAUAAAAACUAUUUAAUCCUUUUCUCCUGUCACUUUGUAAAUCUAUGAAUUAUUCUAAGACACUUGCACAAUCACAACAAUAUCAUCAAG